This is a messenger RNA of Neogale vison (American mink), 3237 nucleotides long. It is a transcript of the gene KCNV1, whose product is annotated as potassium voltage-gated channel modifier subfamily V member 1. Gene Ontology annotation, molecular function: protein binding; voltage-gated potassium channel activity. The transcript has 5 exons. Gene Ontology annotation, cellular component: voltage-gated potassium channel complex; membrane. Gene Ontology annotation, biological process: potassium ion transmembrane transport; protein homooligomerization. The record is from RefSeq and is a predicted model, not a curated record. Bases 276 to 1664 code for a protein of 462 amino acids. NCBI's taxonomy places the organism in Eukaryota, Metazoa, Chordata, Mammalia, Carnivora, Mustelidae.
GCGGGGGCGGCCGAGGGGCCGGAGCCGGAGGCGGUGGAGAUGAGGCGAGUCUGAGCAACGAGCGCAGCGCCGGCGCCGAGCUCAGCCUGGAACACAGGCUUCCCGGACCUGUCGAGUCAGACCUCACGUGCACACCAGGAGAUCUAAGCAAGGCCACCUAACCAGCCGCGGCCUCCGAGCGCCGCGCAGAUGUGCGGGGAGCGGAAGGAGGUCGAAACCAGAGGGAGGGAGGAGAAAAUAGAGCGUGAGUGACAAUCAGACCUGAAUGAGAAUGAAUGGGAGCAGAUGAUGUGGCCCCCUCGCCCUGGGCACCCUCCGCCACGUGCUCACGCCCCCAGCGACCGCUCCCGGGGAGGCCUCUGAAGCUGCCGCAGGAAAAGACGACGGAGGAAUACGGAGCCUCAAGUUGGAGAGAACUCAGACCCGGCUACCACUUCCCCUGCUUUCUGAACUUUUCCUCUUGGUCUCCUGGGCUGGACUCGCAAGCAUUCCGCUACGUCUUGCACUACUACCGCACCGGCCGCCUGCACGUCAUGGAGCAGCUGUGCGCGCUCUCCUUCCUUCAGGAGAUCCAGUACUGGGGCAUCGACGAGCUCAGCAUCGACUCCUGCUGCAGGGACAGAUACUUCAGAAGAAAGGAGCUGAGUGAAACGUUAGACUUUAAGAAGGACACAGAAGACCAGGAAAGUCAACAUGAGAGUGAACAGGACUUCUCCCAAGGACCUUGUCCCACUGUCCGGCAGAAGCUCUGGAACAUCCUGGAGAAACCUGGAUCUUCCACAGCUGCUCGAAUCUUUGGGGUCAUCUCCAUCAUCUUUGUGGUGGUGUCCAUCGUCAACAUGGCCCUGAUGUCAGCUGAAUUAAGCUGGCUGGACCUGCAGCUGCUGGAAAUCCUGGAGUACGUGUGUAUUAGCUGGUUCACCGGGGAGUUUGUCCUCCGCUUCCUGUGCGUGCGGGACAGGUGCCGCUUCCUGAGAAAGGUGCCGAACAUCAUAGACCUCCUAGCCAUCUUGCCCUUCUACAUCACACUUCUGGUAGAGAGCCUGAGUGGGAGCCAGACGACACAGGAGCUGGAAAAUGUGGGACGCAUUGUGCAGGUGUUGAGGCUGCUCAGGGCUCUCCGCAUGCUAAAGCUGGGCAGACAUUCCACAGGAUUACGCUCCCUUGGGAUGACAAUCACCCAGUGUUACGAAGAAGUCGGCCUACUGCUCCUAUUUCUGUCUGUGGGAAUUUCUAUAUUUUCAACUGUGGAAUAUUUUGCUGAGCAAAGCAUUCCUGACACAACCUUCACAAGUGUCCCUUGUGCAUGGUGGUGGGCUACAACAUCCAUGACCACCGUGGGCUACGGGGACAUUAGACCAGACACCACCACGGGCAAAAUCGUGGCCUUCAUGUGUAUAUUAUCAGGAAUCCUUGUCUUGGCCUUGCCUAUCGCCAUUAUUAACGACCGCUUCUCCGCUUGCUACUUCACCUUAAAGCUGAAGGAAGCAGCCGUCAGACAGCGGGAAGCUCUGAAGAAACUCACCAAGAAUAUAGCCACCGAUUCCUAUAUCAGCGUUAACUUGAGGGAUGUCUAUGCCCGGAGCAUCAUGGAGAUGCUUCGGUUAAAAGGCAGAGAAAGGGCAAGUACUAGGAGCAGUGGGGGCGAUGAUUUCUGGUUUUGAAUUCACUUUCCAUUUAUGUACAAAAGCUUGUGUACAACUACACCCAACUGAUAAAGUCUUGACAUGGAUGUCUGUGUACUGUUGAAGAGUCUCUUUUGAGUAUCACCCGUGUUAGUUUUUACUGAUACAUUGCUUGGUCUGCUAGAAUAGUUCAUGCCCCCCAAACCAAGUGCACACUGAGUCUCACCACUGGUCAUUUAACACAACCCAAUACAAGGAGGCCAAAUGUUUGAAUCGUCAACUAGAAAUUAAGGGUGUAAUACAAACCACAAAGUUUAAAGCUUUACGUAUCACUGAUUUUAGAAGUUCUUUGCAUCACUAAUUUAAAGAGAAUGGGAGUUAAGCUGCGUAGCCCAGAGCAAAAAUAAGUGAAUAUUUAGGAACAUCCUGAACGACUUGGCUAUUUAAAGACCUUCUCCAAGUAAAUAAAUCAGUCCUUUCUCUAUCAGUUAAAGCUGUUAAAUACAACAAUUCUCUUUGCAAGCAAAAAUCCCCAUUUGACGGCCAUAGAUGGUGACCCUGUCUUCUCUCUGGUACAAACCCCUGUUCACAGAGGGACUAAGUUCUGAUUCCCAUUGUUACCAUCUGAAGUGGGAACCCCCAAACUGCUUAGCCCACAGCAGAAGACGCUGUAUAGAGACUUCGAGAACUGUGCCUUCUCAUCCUCCCCACUGAUUGCAUUCCUGUAGCCUACGUCAGGCGUCUUCCGCAUCCCUGGGAAAGCAGAGGGUCUUCAAAAAUCUCUUUAUUGAUGUGGUGUUCAAAUUGUCUUUAAAAUCACAAAUAUAAAAAUGUGAAGUAGUGAACAUCCUAAAUAUAGAUACUGAAAUUAUUACAUAGUCUUAUUUCAUAAAAUGAGAAUGAUAUGUUGAAUGAUACCACCGGUUGAACUGGAAGAUGUUUUAUUUUUUAACAAAAAAUAAUCAUAGCUCUCUGAGUGCUGGGGCAGGCAGCAAAUGUUCAGACUGCAUCCGUGAUAAUGAUAAAAUUCAUGGACAUUCUGUUAUAUGAUUAAAACCCAAAGUUCUACACCUAAGAAUUAGUUUAUGAUUCCCAAUAGUCUAGUGGAGGAGAUUUUAAAAACUAAUACCUGCAUUUUCAGUGUGUUUAAUAGUGCCUCCAAGGGGAUGAAAUUGGUUCUUGGGGGCAAAAAUAUCAGUCCCUUUAUUCAUAAAACAGAUAUAUACAUGCAGUACACGAACAGAUACAUAGAGUAUAUCUAUGGUGUUAAAAUCUCGUGGGGUGGAAAAUUAGAGGAAAAAAUGCCUUGGAGGCUCUUUGCCAGGGUUAGAUGGUGCUAAGAAAUACACAUUGAGAAAUACUGCUUUAAUAUAUGGCUACACCAUAGCUCACCAAGUCUAUUUAAAACACCCUAUUGUAUUAUGAACCACAAAAAAAGAGGUAAGGAAAAAAGGAAGAAAGGGAGGGAGAAGGAAGGAAGGGGAAGGGAGGGAGGAAAGAGGAGAGAAGCCAUUCAAUUAUAAGAGGCCAUCGAUUAUAAAAUGCAUCCAGAUUUUGGAUAUGUAAAAAUUUUAAAUAUGCAUCUUAAAUCAAUAAAAUAUCAUAUAUACUA